UCCUUGUUAUGACUUAGAGUAGAGUUCAGUCUAGAGAGAAGAAAGAGGGAAAGAGAUUGAUUAGAUAGGAGGGGAAGUUCCUCCAUUGCUGAGCGCUUUUGUGUCCCCUGGCUCUCUGCUGGGCUGCUCGCGGUGUCUCUCCCAUACCACCACCUUCUCCUCGGUCCUCACCAGCGAGGGAGCCCGCCGCGGGUUCUUGGGCGCCAGCAUUGAGCCCAGCGGCGCGUCAGCGUCAGGUGAUUUCCGCGUUCUUGGCGCCGGGUGCUCGGGAUCUAAGCUCCUGUUCUUGGGGUUGCCUGGUUCUUGGGCUUCCAGGAUCAAGGUGGGUUCUUUCCCCCCUUUAGGGUUGAAGGUGCCCCUUUCUUGCUAGUCCUUUUGGGCGAGAUGGUAGCGAUGUGCGUCUGCAUUUCCCCACUUUUGCCUCUUUGUAGCGAUUUCCAGUUGAUUCUCUGGUUCGAGCGGCUUGAUUGUUGAUCUGAUCUUCUCAGUAAUUGUUCAAUUAUUGGAUUCCCGUAGUGUGUGUUGUGGCUGCAGCAAUCGCUCAAUCCCGAUCACAACGAGUUCUGCGAAGGCAGUUCAGGUUUACUGGAUAGGGAAAAUGUAGUUUGCUUGCGCUAGAUUGAUUUGUUCUUUCAAUUUUCAUCCCAAGGAACCAAAAUGCUCUUUCCGCCCCAGAAAGGAUAAUGCCCUGCUUGUGAACGGUUGGUACACAAUAGGUGGAUGGGAAUGUUGUUAAUUUCUUACUUUUGACUGCUAUUAUUGUUAAAUAGGCUACUUUUGUGUCGUAGGCACCAUCUGAGUUUCUUUUUACAAUCAAGUACUACCAUAGUAGCAUGAGAAAAUUGAAAUAUUUUCUUACAAUGGUUAGAAAAACACAGAGUUCAAGAAAUGUCAGAGUUCUUCUUUACUUGUUUGAAAAAAAAAGAUUUUGUGGUUUCUUCAGUGUAAAAUUGGUGGUGCACCCACAAGAUGUUCGCCGGCUGUGCCACUGCUUGCUUUCGUUGUUCAAACUACUAAGUAAAGGUGUUGUGCGACUUCACUUGGCUGUGUAACCAGUCUAUUUAUUUUUUUAGUUGGUGGGUGGAAACUGUGCGACUUCACUUGGCGGUGUUGGUGGGGUACACUGAUUAGUUACAUUGAACUGGUUCUGUUCUCCUCAAUUUUAGUGUUUCUUGUACUCCACAGCUUGACAAGUUGACCAUUUAGUAUUCAACUCCAAAAUCAAACAUUAUUUUAUCUAACAGUGCUGAUAAUGAGAAAAUGAGAGAUGGAGAGUCAAAUCUGCACAUGGGUGCACCCAGUCUCUUACUAUAUACGUAAUUAAGAAUUCCUCACGGCCAACUUGUACAGUUAACAUGCCUAUAAAUCUGCAUAGUGGAGAUUGUUACAUUGAGAAUGACUAAUUGUAAUCUAUCACGUAUUAUAAAGAAACAUCUUUCUGAUGCCCCUCUGUUUAUUUCUCAGGAGCUUAGUUUUAACUAUAUUCAAUUUUGAAAAAUGGCUUGCUGUUUUAUGUGUGGGACUGACAUGAAACAAAAGGUUGAAGGUGAAGGAGGAAACAAGGUGAAGGUAUUUUCCUACAGUGAGAUGAGGAAAGCUACACAUGGUUUCAGUGGUGCUAAUAAAAUCGGUGAAGGUGGUUUUGGUUCCGUAUUCAGGGGAAGGCUUAAAGAUGGAACAAUAGUUGCAAUAAAAGUUCUGUCUGCUGAUUCAAGGCAGGGUUUCCGAGAGUUCAUAAAUGAACUCGCAGCAAUUUCCGAUAUCGUGCAUGAAAACCUAAUUACCAUGGUCGGUUGCUGUGCUGAAGGGUCUCAUAGAAUCCUUGUAUACAAUUAUCUUGAGAACAACAGCCUUGCAUGUACAUUGCUAGGAUCAGGCCGUAGUAACAUCCGAUUCAAUUGGAAAGCUCGUGUCAAAAUUGCGGUAGGUGUUGCCUGUGGGCUUGCUUAUCUUCAUGAAGAAAUCCGCCCCCCUAUAAUUCACCGAGAUAUAAAGGCAAGCAAUAUUCUUCUUGAUAAGGAUCUCACCCCAAAAAUCUCUGAUUUCGGGUUGGCAAGGCUCCUGCCUCCAAAUGCAACUCAUGUGAGCACUAGAGUUGCAGGAACAAUAGGAUACUUGGCUCCUGAAUAUGCGGUCAGGGGACAAGUGACAAAGAAGUCGGAUAUUUAUAGUUUCGGUGUUUUGCUGUUGGAAAUUGUCAGUGGCAGAUGUAACCACAAUGCUAGAUUGCCUCAGGGAGACCAAUUUCUGCUCGAGAGGACAUGGACACACUAUGAGCAAGGAAAACUAGAGGAGAUCAUAGAUAUAGAUGUAGGGGAUGACCUUGAUGUGGAGGAAGCAUGCCGGUUCUUGAAAAUCGGUCUACUGUGCACUCAAGAUGCAAUGAAAGUGCGUCCCAACAUGACCAGCAUCAUCCAUAUGCUGACUGGAGAAAAGAGUGUCAACAUGGAUAGGGUCACAAAACCAGCUGUGAUUGGUGACUCAGACCUCAACGGCAACAAUGAUCUGAGACCAACUGAUCCAGACUCUACCACAAUGAGAUCCUUCGCCACGACCGAACCAUUAACAUCAUCAGAAGUGAACACGGAGACAUCUCUGUGAAAUACUGGUAUUAAAAAAAGUUCUUGUAAAUUAUGGGCGGAAAGAGAGAUGGAGAAUUAUUUUAGUAGAUGCCGUGAUGCUAAAAAUGAUGCAUCAGUUUUGUUAGUCGUGUUCAUUUUUUUGUUUCAGUCUUUUUUGUAUAUACAUUAAAAGGUCAUUGGACGGGUAAAGGGAGUAAACAAACUUUUUUUUGGUCCUC
Panicum virgatum (switchgrass) is the source of this 2800-nucleotide messenger RNA. Its product is annotated as cold-responsive protein kinase 1-like. Gene Ontology annotation, biological process: protein phosphorylation. Gene Ontology annotation, molecular function: protein kinase activity; ATP binding. Bases 1498 to 2601 code for a protein of 367 amino acids. The transcript is spliced from 6 exons. NCBI's taxonomy places the organism in Eukaryota, Viridiplantae, Streptophyta, Magnoliopsida, Poales, Poaceae. The record is from RefSeq and is a predicted model, not a curated record.